Galeopterus variegatus (Sunda flying lemur) is the source of this 2691-nucleotide messenger RNA. RefSeq names its product tyrosyl-tRNA synthetase 2, mitochondrial (gene YARS2). Bases 63 to 1499 code for a protein of 478 amino acids. Gene Ontology annotation, biological process: tyrosyl-tRNA aminoacylation. Lineage: Eukaryota; Metazoa; Chordata; Mammalia; Dermoptera; Cynocephalidae. Gene Ontology annotation, cellular component: mitochondrion; cytosol. Gene Ontology annotation, molecular function: RNA binding; tyrosine-tRNA ligase activity; ATP binding. The record is from RefSeq and is a predicted model, not a curated record. The transcript is spliced from 5 exons.
ACUGGGGGGGUGUGGCGGGGAGAGAGCCAAGAUCCCAGCAUUCCCUUCGUGCCGCCACCAAGAUGGCGGCGCCCACGUUGCGGUACCUUUUCAGAGGCCGGUGGUCUCGUACCCCAGGCCCGUCAGCAAACUUGCCCCUGGGCCUGCGUAAGGCCCACUCGGGCGCUCAGGGGUUACUAGCGGCGCAGAAGGCUCGGGGUCUGUUCAAGGAGUUCUUCCCGGAAAGAGGUACGAAGGUGGAACUCCCGGAGCUCUUCAACCGUGGCAUGGCGGGCAGCUUUCCGCAGACCAUAUACUGCGGCUUCGACGCCACGGCCGACUCGCUUCACGUGGGGCAUCUGCUGGCACUGCUGGGUCUGUUUCAUUUCCAGCGAGCGGGUCACAAUGUGAUCGCUCUGGUGGGAGGUGCCACGGCGCGCCUGGGAGACCCGAGCGGCCGUACCAAGGAGCGCGAGGCGCUGGACGCAGAGCGCGUGCGAGCCAACGCCAGCGCCCUGCGCCGAGGCCUCGAGGCCUUGGCGGCUAAUCACCAGCAGCUCUUUACUGACGGGCGGACCUGGGGCAGCUUCACCGUGCUGGAUAACUCGGCCUGGUACCAGAAGCAGCACCUGGUGGACUACCUGGCGGCCGUGGGCGCUCACUUCCGCAUGGGCACGCUGCUGAGCCGGCAGAGCGUGCAAACGCGGCUCAAAAGCCCGGAAGGCAUGAGCUUAGCCGAGUUCUUUUACCAGGUGCUCCAGGCCUAUGACUUCUAUUACCUGUUCCAGCGUUAUGGAUGCCGGGUCCAGCUGGGCGGGUCUGAUCAGCUGGGCAACAUCAUGUCUGGAUACGAGUUCAUAAACAAGUUAACUGGAGAAGACGUAUUUGGGAUCACCGUCCCUCUAAUUACAAGUACAACUGGAGCAAAGUUAGGAAAGUCUGCUGGUAAUGCUGUCUGGCUAAACAGAGAUAAGACAUCUCCAUUUGAAUUGUAUCAAUUCUUUGUCAGGCAGCAGGAUGAUUCUGUGGAAAGGUACCUGAAGCUCUUCACUUUUCUGCCCAUUCCAGAGAUUGACCACAUUAUGCAGCUGCACAUCAAAGAGCCAGAAAAGCGAGGUCCUCAGAAACGACUUGCUGCAGAAGUAACAAAGCUUGUUCAUGGACGAGAAGGACUGGAUUCUGCUAAAAGGUGUACACAUGCCCUUUAUCAUAGUAGCAUAGAUGCACUGGAGGUCAUGUCUGAUCAAGAGUUAAAAGAGUUGUUUAAAGAAGCUUCAUUUUCAGAAUUAGUUCUUGACCCUGGAACAAACGUCCUUGAUACAUGCCGCAAAGCAAAUGCCAUUCCAGAUGGUCCCCGAGGGUAUCGGAUGAUAACAGACGGUGGAGUCAGUAUAAAUCACAGACAAGUAACAAAUCCUGAGAGUGUUUUAGUUGUCGGACAACAUAUUCUCAAGAAUGGACUUUCUUUACUUAAAAUAGGAAAAAAGAAUUUCUAUGUUAUAAAAUGGCUUCAGUUAUGAUGAAAAAUUCUUCUGGUUAUUCAAACAAACUUAUCCAUCAUUCAUUCUCAAGACAAAUGAAAGGUUGGUUCCAAAACUUAUGCUUUCGCUUAUGCAAAUAAGAAAAACGGAGAAUGGAGUAUACACUAGCCCUCACAGUGUGAGUAAUUUCAUUAUUUUUAUGGGUUGGUUAAUAAAUAAGGUGUUUGUUUAACGAGGGGAUAUUUUAUUUCCUGACCCACAAACACUAAGGACUACAUAGAGAAAACUGAUUUCUCUUUAAAAGAUUUUUUUUUUUUUAAAUUAUACUACGUGAAAGAAAUAAAUGCUUUCUUUCCUGUCCUACCCUUCUUGCUCUCCUUUUUGAAGUGAUGAGGAAGAAUAAAAAAGGUGUAGUAUAAGGAAUUGUCGAUACUUUUAUAUCAGGCAUGCAGCUCUGAUCUCACUAGUGUUAUACAGUUUUUAUAAAACCGCAGCACAUCUACUGUUCACAUUAUAAAUGGGAAAUCUAGUAUUGCAAACCUGUAAAUUUCUGAUUGUUUUUUUCUCCUUAAAAAGGAGAAAAGUUUAGAUGAGGACUUACUUGGCAUUAGAAAUUAUAGCAAGAAAUAGUAUUUUUUUAAAGAAAAGAAAUCAGUACUUGACUUUUCAGAAAGUUUCUAUUUCAAUUUUCCACUGCCUUGCCUGUGUUUCAGUAUAAUUCUAUUUAUUCACAGCCUUCUUUUGUCAGUGGAUUCUGAAGGUAGCAAUAUUUUAUAAAUUCAGAAACUUUUAAAUUAGUUUUAAGUUUCAACUUCUGUUCUCAAGCAGAUUGCAUCUUGAGGUAAACUGAAAAGUUAAGUAACCAAAGAAACAAAAUAGAGGCAUAUAUUGCACCAAAUAUGCAAUCAUAUGAGAAUAUCAAAAGGUAUCCAGGUAAGGUAAGUUCUCAAGUCAAACUUAAAGCAUUUGGAAUCAAGACUGAGUUCAGCUCUGCAUAUAUUAGGCAACCUAAUUCUCCAGAACUGUUUCCACGUCCAAAAAACCAUUUCCCUGAUGGAUCUCUUCUGAAGAUCUUACAGGCAGCCAAGCAUGAUGUUAGUGUUCAGAUUCUAGCCAUUUACUACCUAGAUUACUUGGAGCAAGUCACUGUCUUCAUAUGCAAAGAUGGAGAUACCUUGGUGAAAUGUGAGAAUCUAAUAAAAAAAGAAGCCAUAAAACGCUUGGUACAGUA